CCCAACUAGUCCAGAACCAGCACGCACGUCCGUCCAGCUCUAACUCUACAGGCAGGCAUGUCGUCGUCGUCACGUCGCCGGAACAAUUCCUCCCUCCUGGAGUCCUCCACCAUCAUCACGGCCAACCUCAUCAUGGCCUCCUCCUCCUACCUCCUCUCCAAGAUCACCCCGCGUCCUGCACCGCCACUGCCACCGCCACCAGUGCCGCCUGCGGCGGCCCCGACGUGGCGGCCUCCGGCGGCGGUGCACACGCGCUCCGUCGAGCCCACGAUCGUUACCAGAACGGUGUUCGUGGCGCCGGUCGAUGGGGAGGACGGCAAGGUGGAUGAACGCGCCGGCAAGUACAUCAGGAGGUUCAGAGAAAGGACUCUGUCCGACAUAGCGCGCAUGGAAGCGGAGGCGGCUGCAGCAGUGGUCGCCGCGCGGCCGCCGCCGCCGCCGGCGCUCGGUGCCGGCAACUUCGCUGGAACAACUGCCUACGGAUACUAUCGUUAAAAGACUCUGCAUGCAUGUAAACACUACUGUACAAGUGGCGACGGGACUAAACGCGCGCAUAUUUGUGGUGGAUGGUAUGAUAUGUAAAUGUGAAUUUCAAUAAUUCUGUCAGGUGUUGAUAUGUGUAGUUUCGGGUGUUGCCGUGGAGGGGAACUGAAGCUAAAUAUUACUUUUUCCAUUUCACAGUGUAUUUGUAGCUUUGUUUAGAUUCCUAUGGAUGCUAAUGA
Molecule: messenger RNA, 722 nt
Organism: Oryza brachyantha (malo sina)
Lineage: Eukaryota; Viridiplantae; Streptophyta; Magnoliopsida; Poales; Poaceae
Exons: 1
Coding region: 58-495 (145 amino acids)
Source: RefSeq, a predicted model, not a curated record